CCGCUGCCUGAUAUCCAGAUUGCCCAAUAAUACCGAACGCCAAACGCCGUGGAUACGAGAAGGGUCAUUGUUAUUUUUUCUAAUCGCCUCAAUUUCUGGCUUCGUCGUGAAAACAAAUAGGGCGCAGAAAGUGCGACGCGGUGGGCCCAUUUGUAAUAAACUAUCAACCGGAAACGGAAGGCCAGCCGGGAGGAGCGCGCACAGAACAGAACAGAAAAAAAAAUAAAUAAAAUUCAUUUUGUUUUGUUUGCCAAAAAAAAAACGGUGCAGCCAUUUCCCCUACAACUGUGUGAGUGUUUGUGUGUGUGUGUGUGUGUAUGUGUGUGCGUGAGCAUUUGCGUGUGCGUGCGUGAGUGUGUGAGUUUCUCUCGCUGGCUCUCUGCAUUUCUAUUUCCCAUUUUUUUUUUUUGUGUUGUACCGUUUUCUUCCUCAUCCCCCAAGUGCCGCUUUAAAUUAAAUAAUUGCAUUAUUUUUUGUGUGAAAUCAGGAGGAACUAUUCGUAUAUUGAAAGGCCCAACCAAAGUGAUGGCCGCAAAAUGUUCAAUUCGGCGUUAAAAUAACUGCAAGAAAAACAAAAAUAAGAAAACACUACCGAUACGCGGCGAAGUAAAAAUCAAUAAUUAGAGCUCGUUCCUCGAGCUAAAAAAGCAAAGGCUAAAAAAUAAAAAACAAAUUACAAAAGCCGGUGACAACACCAUCCGAAAUCAACAUGAAUGGCUAUAACCGCAAAGCGCCACAAAAGCGGCGCUAUGAUAUGCCAAAAUAUGCUGUGCCACCUAAAAAGAAAACAACCAAGGAGCGGAUACCACAGCCGAAGAAUACGGUGGCAAUGCUAAAUGAGUUAAGACAUGGACUGAUUUACAAAUUGGAGUCACAGACUGGUCCGGUGCACGCACCUUUAUUUACAAUAUCCGUUGAGGUCGAUGGACAGAAGUACAUGGGCCAAGGUCGCAGUAAAAAAGUAGCUCGCAUCGAAGCUGCUGCCACGGCACUGCGUAGCUUUAUACAAUUUAAGGACGGAGCCGUCUUGUCGCCACUGAAGCCAUCGGGCAACUUGGACUUUACCAGCGACGAGCAUCUCGAAAAUGGUAUUGAAAAUAUGUCCAAUCAGAAAUUGGUCGAUUACAUUCAGACGUUGAUGUUGACUGAAAAAUCCAACCUUACCUCGCUUGAACAACCCACGUUGCGUCUUCAAAUGUUUUGCAUGAGUCAGAAUGUCAGCAAGAGCGCCAUCACGGUCGAUGGCCAGAAGAAAGUACCGGACAAGGGCCCUGUGAUGCUCCUCUACGAACUCUUCAACGACGUCAACUUCGAGUGCAUUAACAUCGAUGGAGCUCAGAACAACUGCCGCUUUAAGAUGACAGUGACGAUCAACGAGAAGAAGUUCGAUGGGACAGGUCCCUCUAAGAAAUUGGCCAAGAAUGCAGCUGCCAAAGCGGCUCUGGCCUCGCUCUGCAACAUCUCGUAUAGCCCGAUGGUGGUGCCACAAAAGAACGUGCCACUGCCCAUCGACGACAAGUCAUCGUCCAUGGAACUGCCCCAGAUCCAUGCGGACACCAUUGGCCGUCUGGUGUUGGAGAAGUUCAUGGAGGUGAUCAAGGGUCAGGAGGCCUAUUCGCGGCGAAAGGUAUUGGCUGGCAUUGUAAUGACUGAAAACAUGAAUUUUUGCGAGGCCAAAGUCAUUUCGGUAUCGACGGGCACCAAGUGCGUAAGCGGCGAACAUAUGAGCGUGAACGGAGCUGUUCUGAACGAUUCCCACGCCGAGAUCGUGUCCAGGCGGUGUCUCCUCAAGUACUUAUAUGCCCAGCUGGAUCUUCAGUGCAAUCAGGCCACAGCAUAUCAGUCGAUUUUCGUGAGGAAUACUGAUGGGCAAUACCCUUAUAAACUAAAAUCCGGGGUACAUUUCCAUUUGUAUAUAAAUACAGCACCUUGUGGGGAUGCACGGAUAUUUAGUCCUCACGAAAACGACACAGGUGUUGAUAAACAUCCAAAUAGAAAAGCCCGUGGACAGUUGCGCACGAAAAUCGAGUCCGGGGAAGGAACAAUACCAGUUAAAAGCAGCGAUGGCAUACAAACGUGGGAUGGCGUUUUGCAGGGCCAACGCCUGCUCACAAUGUCGUGCUCGGAUAAAAUCGCACGCUGGAACAUUGUGGGUAUACAGGGUUCCUUACUGUCUUCCAUAAUUGAACCAGUGUACCUGCAUUCUAUUGUCCUGGGCAGUCUUUUGCACCCAGAGCACAUGUACCGGGCUGUAUGCGGUAGGAUCGAGAAGUCCAUCCAAGGCCUGCCGCCGCCCUAUCAUUUGAAUAAGCCCCGUCUGGCAUUGGUGACAUCGGCCGAGCCGCGUAACCAGGCCAAGGCGCCUAAUUUUGGCAUUAACUGGACCAUCGGUGAUACGGAACUGGAGGUGGUUAACUCCUUGACUGGCCGGACCAUUGGUGGUCAGGUGUCGCGUAUCACCAAGCAGGCGUUUUUCGUUAAAUACGGAUUCUUGAUGAAGAAUCUGCCGGGUAUAUUGGUGCGCAAAGUGACCACAGACUAUGGUCAAACGAAGGCUAAUGUCAAAGACUAUCAGACCGCUAAAUUAGAACUGUUUUCCGCGUUUAAACGAGAAGAUCUGGGCAGCUGGCUGAAGAAACCGAUCGAACAAGACGAGUUCGGACUCAACGAAUGACUGCAUUCAACUGCUCUACCUAUGGGAAAUGAAAUGUUUAAAAAAGACAAAUGCAACAACAAGCAAUUAAUAGAGUUAGAAGCAAUAGCUUAUAGUAACAAAUCGUAUGUAGAAUGCAAAAUAAGUUUGGUGCAAAAAAAUCAUCAAAAUCAACAAAUUGAACAAAACCAACUGGAUAAAACAAGACAAAAUGAACAAAAUAAGCAAAAACAGCGAAACUUGUGUCCCAAAAAUCUCAAUGGCAAGCACAAUGAUGCUAUUGCUCGAAUAAUGGAAAACGGCUCUAGAAUAUUUAUAGAAUAGAAUGUAGUUUUUAUGCUGGAACUGAGUAAAGGAGUAUUAUGGCGUUUUUUUGAAAUCAAUUAAAUUACCUUAAUAUAUAUAUUUUAUGUGUUUUUUUUUUUUUUAAUAUUAUUUUUUUGUUGAAUAUUUUGUAUGAAUAAAAUUGGCAUAAACCGA
This is a messenger RNA of Drosophila ananassae, 3133 nucleotides long. It is a transcript of the gene Adar, whose product is annotated as double-stranded RNA-specific editase Adar. NCBI's taxonomy places the organism in Eukaryota, Metazoa, Arthropoda, Insecta, Diptera, Drosophilidae. Gene Ontology annotation, biological process: RNA processing; adenosine to inosine editing. The coding region runs from base 710 to 2674 and encodes 654 amino acids. The transcript has 11 exons. Gene Ontology annotation, molecular function: tRNA-specific adenosine deaminase activity; double-stranded RNA binding; double-stranded RNA adenosine deaminase activity. Gene Ontology annotation, cellular component: nucleolus; cytoplasm. The record is from RefSeq and is a predicted model, not a curated record.